Seriola dumerili (greater amberjack) is the source of this 2876-nucleotide messenger RNA. It is a transcript of the gene grk1a, whose product is annotated as G protein-coupled receptor kinase 1. The record is from RefSeq and is a predicted model, not a curated record. The transcript has 7 exons. Gene Ontology annotation, cellular component: cytoplasm. Gene Ontology annotation, molecular function: rhodopsin kinase activity; ATP binding. Gene Ontology annotation, biological process: visual perception; signal transduction; regulation of opsin-mediated signaling pathway. Lineage: Eukaryota; Metazoa; Chordata; Actinopteri; Carangiformes; Carangidae. Bases 441 to 2132 code for a protein of 563 amino acids.
UCAGGAUAAAGCAUUACAGAGUUACAGAGUGGAUAAAUCCCCUUGUGGAAAGGUGAUGAGUCAGGUAGAUCUGCAUGUGUGUCUGCAUGUGUGUUAGAGGAAGAGAAGGGACUUCGAGUGAUAGCCUCAUUGAGGGAAACACUGAGCUCUCCGUGGCUCUGUGCAGCGAGCAGAUGGUCAUAUGUAUGAUACACUCUGCCUCUGAAUCACUGGAGGAAGAAGAAAUCCAUAUCACAUCUCGGUCUUAUCUGGUUUUCAGGCAUUUCUCAUCUGCUUCUCUGCUACCUCCAUCUUCUGUUUGCGUGCGAUCUUCUCUUCUCUGCACUCAUUUCCAGUCGCCCACUUCCAUUUCUUCAUCCCUGUAACACCUUUUCUCUGUAGGUUUUGCUGCAGCUCACACAUUUCUCCGUCCCUCCUCCUCACUCUUCCACUGUUUCACCAUGGAUAUUGGUGGCCUGACGACAGUGGUGGCCAAUUCCGCCUACAUCUCAGCCAGAGGGAGCGUUGAUGGCACUGCCAACCCAGCAUCCAAUCGGGACAAGAAGUACCACUCGCGCCUGAAGCUGCCUCACAUCACAGUGUGUGAGGGUCUGCGGGAGACUUUAGACCUGGGCUUCCAGACAGUUUGUGUGGAGCAGCCCAUCGGCAAACGUCUGUUCCAGGAGUUCCUAGACUCCAACAAAGAGUAUAAAGGUCCCUGCCGCCUGUGGAAGGACAUUGAGGAGUACAACAUGGCUGAGGAUGAGGAUCGUGUGAAGAAAGCAAGCAAGAUCUUGUCCCGGUACAUGGAACCUGACGCCAAGUAUUUCUGCCCCUUCCUGCCAGAAAACGGCAUCACAAACGUCAAAGAGAAACACCAAGAGGCCGGGGAUGAGCUCUUCAGUGAGAUCACGGACUGUGUGAUGGACUUUCUCAAGGAAGUGCCCUACACCUUCUUCCUGGAGAGUAUGUAUCUGAAAAGGUUUCUGCAGUGGAAGUGGCUGGAGAUGCAGCCCAUGGGAGAGGACUGGUUCUUGGAUUUUCGUGUGUUGGGGAAAGGGGGUUUUGGGGAAGUGUCUGCCUGUCAGAUGAAGGCCACGGGGAAACUGUACGCCUGCAAAAAGCUCAACAAGAAGAGGCUGAAGAAGAGAAAAGGUUAUGAGGGGGCGAUGGUGGAGAAGAGGAUCCUGGCUCGAGUUCACAGCAGGUUCAUUGUCUCUUUGGGGUACGCCUUCCAAUCGAAAACAGAAUUGUGUCUGGUCAUGACCAUCAUGAACGGGGGAGACCUGAGGUAUCACAUUUAUAACGUGGAUGAAAACAACCCUGGGUUUGAUGAGCCUCGUUCCUGUUACUAUGCUGCUCAGAUCAUAGAGGGCAUGGAGCACCUCCACCAGAAGAGGAUCAUCUACAGAGACCUAAAGCCAGAGAAUGUGCUGCUGGAUAAUCAAGGUAACGUCCGUAUCUCUGACCUUGGUCUGGCCGUGGAGCUCGCUGAAGAUCAGUUCAAAAUCAAGGGCUAUGCUGGGACUCCAGGUUUCAUGGCUCCAGAGCUGCUGAAAGGAGAGGAGUACGACUACUCUGUAGAUUAUUUCACUCUGGGGGUCACUCUGUAUGAGUUUCUGGCUGCCAAGGGACCUUUUAGGAGCCGAGGAGAGAAGGUGGAGAACAAGGUGGUGAAGAAGCGGAUUCUGAACGAUCCUGUAACUUACCCAGAGAAGUUCAGUGAGAACGCCCGGUCCAUCUGUGAAGGUCUGCUGUGCAAAGAGGUCGACAAGCGGCUCGGCUUCAAGAACGGGUCCUGUGAUGACCUCAGGGCACACCCCUUCUUCAGCGAGAUCAACUGGAGGAAACUGAACGCAGGGAUCCUUCCACCCCCUUUCGUGCCAGACUCUAAGACGGUGUAUGCCAAGGACAUUGACGACGUCGGGGCCUUCUCCACAGUCAAAGGCGUGCAGCUGGAAGACAAGGACAAGGAUUUUUUUGAUGAGUUUGCCUCGGGGAACAUCUCCAUCCCCUGGCAGGAGGAGAUGAUCGAGAUGGGGAUCUACGGUGAGCUCACGGUCUGGGGCCAGGAAGGCGCUUUGCCCGACGACCUGCGACGUGAGUCCAUCCUGGAGCAGCCGCCCAAGUCCUCCACCUGCACCGUGUCGUAAGAGGCUGUGUGAACUGCAUGAACUGUUUGUUUAUCAAUGAAUCCAACUUUAUUUCUUCAGCACGUUUCUUAUAAGAUUUCCGGUUAGUGGUGGAAAGGAAAUGAAAGGUAUUGAUGAUGCAGCUCUAAUAGAUAAUGACGAUGCACUUUUUUUUUUUCAAUGUUUUUUCCUGCAAUGCUAGCCAAAGUUUUACAUUUAAUUAAUGCUUUAACAACUUUUUACUGUAAAAUGUUGAGUUCAUGUGGACUGAUACUGAUACUGUGUUUUCUUUAGUGUCUUUCUUCACUUUUGUCUCGCAUUAUAUACUUAUCUGUUUCUCACAUUGUACUACUGUUGAUUUUUUAAGGAAUGAAUGAUCAGUUAUUCUGUGUGUGUCAGUGUGAAUAAAAUGUAAGUAAAAGGAGCAUUUUAAGCCCAAAUAGUGCAGAUCUCUGGAUUUAUUUGGCUGCUGUGUGAGCUGACAGUGGCUCUCUGUCUUCACCGGCCCUGACGCUCACGUGUUUAUAACUCUCUCACAGGCAUUUUAUAUGACAAAUAAAUUUAGGUGACGUGACACACACACACACGUGUUGUCUGUGUUUCGACUUUUUGCUUCUCAGUUGUUGUGCAGCUUCAGAGGUGUACAUAAGCUUGGAUCCGCUGCUGCAGAGAUGUUCAUGAAUCUAAAUAAAUAUUUUGCCAAUAAAAUCAUCAUCUUUUGUGUGUGACUCACACAUUUACACAUCCAGCUCCUCCACCUACAGC